Molecule: messenger RNA, 1720 nt
Organism: Oxyura jamaicensis (ruddy duck)
Lineage: Eukaryota; Metazoa; Chordata; Aves; Anseriformes; Anatidae
Gene: MTRF1
Product: mitochondrial translation release factor 1
Exons: 10
Coding region: 259-1623 (454 amino acids)
Biological process (GO): translational termination
Molecular function (GO): translation release factor activity
Source: RefSeq, a predicted model, not a curated record
UGUGCCCUCACCGAGUUGUUAAGGCGAUGCUGGCAAAUCUGCGCUCCCAAGUCCCGCGAGCCCCCGGCCGUGGGCUGGAGGAGAGGCGGCCAAGCCAGGCUGCCGCCGCCGGCACGCCGGGAGCUGUGUUUCCGAGCAGGCAUGCUGGGAGCGAGAGUUUUUUCCGCUUUCCUUCCCGUCCGCAAUGCCCUCGUGUUUUGAGGCCGGCUCUGUCUGGUGCCUGUCGUUGCAGACGGUGGUGGAAGAAUAAGAAGCAAGAUGAAACCUCUCCAGAGUGUCUGGCUUUUCAAAAGCUUGCUUUCCAGUUGCUACUGUCAUGGUCAGCUUCACAGUUCUCUUCCUUCUGUUGCAAAGAAGAUAGGUUAUGUGAUGGGACUGCACAGCUGUGCAUUUGGGAGGCCAAAACCUUUGUUGGACACAGCUGGAUUGACUCUGUCAUGUAAUGUUCAGCUUAGGAAAAAGCAUCAGGAUUCUCGAGCACUGUGGAAGCACGAGGCUGUGCAGAAGUAUCUGGAGACUCUAAGCAAAGAAUACCAGGAGGUCAAUCGUCUGCUCGAUGCUGACUCAAAAAAUGACUUUGAGCAAAGAACCCUGAGGAGAAGACGUGCUGACCUAUCCUGCAUUGCAACUGCGUUUCAGGAAAUCAAAGAGGCUGAAAGAGAAGUCCAGGAGUUAGAAACCAUGUGCAGAGAGCUAGAUGGCAGAGAUGAGAAACAACUUCUGCAGCUUGCCUUAGAAGAGAAGGAAACCCUUGAUAAAAAAAUAAACACGCUGUGCAGAAAGCUUUUCCAGCUUCUAGUGCCAAAGGAAAAAUAUGAUAAAAGUCAUGUCAUAUUAGAAGUGACAGCUGGCAGAACAACUGGAGGUGACAUCUGCCAACAGUUCACCAAGGAGAUGUUUGAGAUGUACCAGAACUAUGCAGACUAUAAAUGUUGGACCUUUGAUGUUCUGAACUACACGCCAGCUGAGAUAGGUGGGCUGCAUCAUGCAGCCGCUCAUAUUUCAGGAGAUGAUGUCUACAGGCAUCUGAAAUACGAAGGAGGGACGCAUCGGGUCCAGCGAAUCCCCGAGACGGGCCUGUCGUCGAGAAUGCAGCGCAUUCAUACCGGGACGAUGUCAGUCAUUGUCCUCCCGCAGCCAGAGGAGGUUGACGUUAAAGUGGAUCCCAGAGAUUUGCGUGUAGACACGUUCAGGGCCAGAGGAGCAGGAGGGCAACACGUUAACAAAACUGAUAGUGCUGUGAGAAUCGUACACCUUCCCACAGGACUAGUGGUAGAGUGCCAGCAGGAGCGAUCACAGCUGAAGAACAAGGAAAUAGCUCUGCAGAUGCUGAGAGCUAAGUUGUACCAGCAGAUCAUUGAAAAACAGCUAAGUCAAGAGCAGAGUGCCAGAAAACUGCAGUUGGGAACAAGAGCCCAGUCAGAGAGAAUUCGUACUUACAACUUCACCCAGGACAGAGUGACCGACCACAGGAUCUCGCAUGAUGCACGCAAUAUCAAGGAAAUUCUAAGUGGGAAAGAAGAACUGGAUAAGCUAAUAAACAGGCUACUGGAGUUUGCAGAGAUGGAGGCUUUCACCGAGUAUCUAGAAAAUUUGCAGUCUGUGGAAGGAGGAGGCUGCUGAAGACAUUGUAUAGACUUAAAGCAGGAAUGCUUUCGGUAGCAAAAUAAAAUGGACACAUUUGUUAGAUGACUGAUUAAAAUCUAUGCCUCUUUUUCAA